GAGCUGUCAUCUGCCGGAGCUGAUUAUGCAUGCAGCCAAAGCAGAGCCUGAUUGGAUGUAGUAGGACCUAAGGCGAGGGGGAGAGGGAGCGGAGAGAGAGUUCGGCUCGCCGCACCGAAAUGUAAACACUGGAAAGCGAGAGGGAGUAUAACGCCUUUAUGCUCCGAACUGCAAGCAGCAGGCUCCUAUAGCUCCGGCAACGCACCUCUUGCAGGUCUAGCAGUGCCCGGCUUGAUGAACAGAAGCAGACACUUCGGAGGAUCUCCUGCCUGUGGAUGUAAAUAGGGGGCAAUCGGGAUGCGCUAGCUUUCUCCGGCGGCGCUGCAGCUCCUUCGUGCUCCGUGCCGCAGCUGGGACGGGGCAAUGGACAUGAACAUGAAGAAGUUCACAGUGCGUCGGUUCUUCUCUGUCUAUCUCCGCAAGAAAUCUCGGUCAAAGAGCUCGAGCCUAAGUAGAUUUGAGGAAGAAGGUAUCGUGAAGGAAAUAGAUAUCAGUCAUCAUGUGAAGGAAGGUUUUGAAAAAGCAGAUCCUUCUCAGUUUGAGCUGCUGAAAGUGUUAGGACAAGGUUCAUAUGGAAAGGUGUUUCUAGUGAGGAAGAUCAAAGGAUCUGAUGCAGGUCAGCUUUAUGCCAUGAAGGUACUUAAGAAGGCAACCCUGAAAGUUCGGGAUCGGGUACGAUCAAAAAUGGAGAGAGAUAUUUUGGCAGAAGUGAAUCAUCCUUUCAUAGUCAAGCUUCAUUAUGCAUUUCAAACAGAGGGAAAGUUGUAUCUAAUACUAGAUUUCCUGCGGGGAGGGGACCUUUUCACAAGACUCUCCAAAGAGGUGAUGUUUACAGAAGAGGAUGUCAAGUUCUACUUAGCUGAGCUGGCCUUGGCAUUAGACCACCUCCAUGGUCUUGGAAUUAUUUACAGGGAUCUAAAACCAGAAAACAUUCUUCUUGAUGAAGAGGGCCACAUUAAGAUAACAGAUUUUGGUCUGAGUAAAGAAGCCAUCGACCAUGACAAGAGAGCGUAUUCAUUCUGUGGGACAAUAGAGUAUAUGGCCCCAGAGGUGGUCAACCGCCGGGGACACACGCAGAGUGCCGACUGGUGGUCUUUCGGCGUACUCAUGUUUGAGAUGCUGACGGGAUCAUUACCCUUCCAGGGAAAAGACAGAAAGGAGACAAUGGCACUCAUUCUCAAAGCCAAGCUGGGAAUGCCGCAGUUCUUGAGUAUAGAAGCCCAGAGCCUGCUGCGAGCCCUCUUCAAAAGGAACCCCUCCAACAGAUUAGGUGCUGGGUUCGAUGGAGUGGAAGAAAUUAAACGUCACCCUUUCUUUGUUACUAUAGACUGGAACAAACUAUACAGGAAAGAAAUCAAGCCGCCUUUCAAGCCUGCAGUGGGACGGCCAGAAGACACCUUUCAUUUUGAUCCAGAGUUCACAUCUCGGACCCCCACAGGGUCUAAAAGUCUGAUCACCUGUGGGAUUACUGGGUUUUGCAGUAUCCAGCAGGAAGCAAAGACUGGUUUGCAGUUCCAAGAAAAGAAGCUC
Aptenodytes forsteri (emperor penguin) is the source of this 1530-nucleotide messenger RNA. RefSeq names its product ribosomal protein S6 kinase alpha-2-like. The record is from RefSeq and is a predicted model, not a curated record. Gene Ontology annotation, molecular function: ribosomal protein S6 kinase activity; ATP binding. Gene Ontology annotation, biological process: protein phosphorylation. Lineage: Eukaryota; Metazoa; Chordata; Aves; Sphenisciformes; Spheniscidae. The annotation marks the transcript as partial. The transcript is spliced from 13 exons.